AUGCACGUAGUGUUGCUGCUAGCUAUUUGUGGCAUCUCCGAUGCGUUCAGCUUAAAAGAUACUUGUGAAAUGUGCUACGGCUACGACUGCACAAGUAUAAAUGGAGCCAGAUGUGAGUAUUAUAGAGAAGCAAACGAAAUUCUAGAAGAAGAUGACGAAUAUGAAAAAGAAGAGAAUGAGUUAACCAACGAAGUGGAUAAUAUAUUAGGGGAAUACGUUGAUAUAGAUAAUAUAUGUAAUGGUUGUAAAAUGUGUAACUGUGAUAUCAGUGGAGUGUGGAGCUGCACAAAUAAAGAAAAAUGUCAUUCAGAGCCUUUACUUGUGAUAGAUCAUCGAAUGUUAGUUCUCGCUAUGGAAAACCUAAACGAAUUUAAGAAAUUCCAUUUACUUGGAACAGAAAAGUCCAUCAACAAUAUGAACAAUGGUAUAAAUAUAAACAGUCCUGUGGAUAUUGUUACAUGGAUGUAUGAUGUUAAAAAUUUAGAUUUAGAUCUGGAUGGUAGAAAUACAAUCGAAAAAGCUGCACUAAGAAAUAGUACUUCAGGUCUUGAAUAUGUAGAUAACGAUAGUGCGCUUCUCGAUUUCUUCAAACACCAAAAUUUAAAACCUAAACGUUCAGAAAAACGAAAUGCUAUAUUGGUAACUAAUGAAAGUUAUAUCAAUGCGAUAAUCGAUAAUCAUACUGCUAUAGACGAAGAUUUGCAUAACACAGUCAUUUUUCCAUUACUUAAUAUUGUGAAUGAAAAAGAAAAAGAGCUUAACAGAGUUAUAAGUAUUAAAGAUAAUCUUUUAAGCUAUUUGAAAUCUCAUACAAAUAUAACUUUGAAAAAUAUUACAACUACUUCUAAGAAUGUAGAAAAUUCUUCUCUUUACCUGUAUCAAUUUGAUGUAUCACCAGCAAUUUUGAAUAAUUUUAGAAGACUCAAUCCGAAUAGGUUAGAAGACUAUUUAAAAAAAUUAAAAAGAGAUAUCUACGAAGUAAUGCGAGAUAUAGCAAGAAUUCAGAGACUCUCAAAUUCAUCAAAAAUGCCCCAAGAUUUGAAAAUGUUGAUAAAAGCAAUGAGAAAUUAUGUAAAUAAAGAGAACAAACGAAAAAAGAUCAAGCAAUCUGAAAUAAUAAUCAACUUACGAAGAAAGCUCGACAAGGACAAAAAUGAUGAGAAUGAAUAUCCUAUAAACACAAUUAAUAAUAUACUAGAAGUGUUAGACAGAGAUAUGCCAACUGCUGAUGCUUUAGCACCUCUGUCUCAACACUGUAGAAAAAUUUUAAAAAGAAUCGUUAAGCAUUUCGCUAUAGAAGAUCCAGUUAGCAUGAUAUCAGAAGUAUUCUAUCCUGAAAAUAAUGUGGAAAAUUAUUUAAACAGCGUAGGAAUUAAAUGGCAAAAGUUGACAUUGGGAAUCGGUAAAAAUGAAAUUUCAGAAAAACUUUACAGUCUUAAACUAUUUGAACUAGCAUUAUCUAAAGAUAUAACUACAAUUCAAAAGACUGUGGAGAUAAUAGAGUUUGCUCAAACGAGACGCAUGAAUGUUAUUGAUAAUUUUGUAGGCGAAAGAAUCGCUUCCAAAAUAGGAAAUGAUCUGCGGAAGAUAAACAAUCGUGUGAACCAAAUCUUACAUUUUCAAACGAUUGGAAAGAAAGAUAUAAUAAGCUCGACCAGCCAAGCAUUGACAAGUAGAGAUAUAAAUAAAACUGAAAGAAAAUCAUUCCUACAGCGCAUAAAGAAACUUAUGAAAAAUUCAAAAAAAGAUAUAAAAGAUCUUUUACAUAAAGUAAAGAAAUCCAAUGUAAUGAAGCGUAUAGCGAAAAAGAAAAUGGAUGAAUUGACGUAUAAGAAGUUUUCUGAAUAUGAGGAAACUAUGCAAAGAUGGAAGAAUAAUUUGAAUGUUGUAACGCGAAGAAAAAGAAACGAUGGGUAUUUUCAAAAAUAUGUGAACCGUAUGAAGAAUAUCAUACCAAGUUACUUGAGAGGGAAAGUAAAGCCUGUUGUUAAGAAAAAGAUUAAUAAAAGUGAGACGCUUCAAAGUAAACAUCAAAACAAAGGUAAAAAAAAUAAUAAGAACAUCACUUCAACAACUCCUUUAAUAAAAUUGUCAACCAAAAGAAAACACAAAGGAAAACGUAGACACAGCCACAAUAAAAACGUACAACAAUCAAAGAGUACAACUCAAGUA
Brenthis ino (lesser marbled fritillary) is the source of this 2172-nucleotide messenger RNA. NCBI's taxonomy places the organism in Eukaryota, Metazoa, Arthropoda, Insecta, Lepidoptera, Nymphalidae. The record is from the annotation of a GenBank genome assembly.